UGUAUUUCGAAUGUACUUUAUCAUGACGUUAAUCGUAUUAUCAUAAUCUCAAUUAUACGAUAUCAAUAUCAGAUAACGUGUCAUAAUUAUUUAGGCUUUAUAGUUCUUUGACAAUAAUUGAAAUGUUUCAGAUUCUCUUUAUACCCAUAUUAUGCGUAAUAUCGUCCACAUGGGCCGAGGAAAUGAUACUAGACCCACCACUCCGGGUAGAUCUUUCAUCUCCUGCAGAUGUUCAGUUCUUAACACCAUCGAACGUGAAGACUGAAUGGAUCGACAUGCCUAUAGACCACUUUGAUCCACAGAAUACUGACACUUAUAGAAUGCGCUUUAUGUUCAAUGAUGAAUUUUUUGGCGGCGAUGGCUCACCGCUUUUCAUUCUUGUGGGAGGGGAAUGGGACAUCGUUGAAGGCUGGUUACGAGCUGGGAACAUGUAUCUUACAGCGCAGGAAAACAAAGGUUACAUGUUCUAUACAGAACAUAGAUAUUAUGGAGAGUCGCUUCCAUACCAAAAUUUCACAAUUGAGAACUUACGCUUUCUAAAUGUAGACCAAGCAUUGGCUGACUUGGCAUAUUUUAUUCGUGAAAUGAAAAGUCAUCCACGGUUCGCUGAAAGUAAAGUGAUUUUAUUCGGUGGGUCAUACGCAGCUAACAUGGUUAUUUGGUUCAAACAGAGGUAUCCACAUUUGGUCGAAGGCGGUGUCGGAUCAAGUGGUCCAAUUUUAGCCAAAGUAGAUUUUACAGGAUAUUUAGAGGUGGUUCAUCGAGCGUUUCAAUCGGAAUGCGGUGAUCAAAUGAUAGCGACAAUCAGACAGGGUAUAAUUGACACUGUGGCUUCCAUGUCCACUGAGGAAGGUAGACGAAAUUUGGAAAGGGCAUACAGAUUGUGCAGACCGCUAAACUAUGACAAUGAAUUCGAGCUGGGAUAUUUUUCAGGGUUUAUAAGUUGGACAUUUUCCGGAUCCGUACAACAAGCGCGCCCGGGAACUCUUCGGUCAAUUUGCAAUAAUUUUGAUUCUUACGGAACGACACCAAUGGAAAAGAUCGGUGGUUAUAUUGCAGCCAUGCGUGGAAUCGUAAAUUGUACUAAUAUUUCUUAUGAAAGCUAUGUGAACCGCUACAGGUAUACAAAUGAUAAUGGUCGAGCAUGGUAUUACCAGACAUGUACCGAAUAUGGUUAUUACCAAACAGCCCCACGAAGCGGCACAGUUUUCGACCAAUUGCGAUGGCUCUCAGUACCAUUCUACGUUGAUUUAUGUAAACAGGCAUUCGAUCAAAGAUUUGAUGAAGCCUUCGUAAAUGCAGCAGCAGACCGCAGCAACAGAGUCUUUGGUGGUUUAAAUCCUCAAGUGAACAACACAAUAAACAUCCAUGGUGUUAUUGAUCCCUGGCACGACCUUGGAGUUUAUGAUCGCGAUUUGUCGGAAACAUCGCCUACCUACACCGUAACGAGAGCCUCUCACUGCUUCGACUUGCAAAGCUGGCUUGUAACAGACACCAUACGUAUGACUAACGCGCAACAAGCAGCGCGAAGACUUAUCGCCAGUUGGCUUCGAUAAAAAUACCGGGUUUUGUAAUUCCUAUGCCUUUUCUUCUUUUUUAAGUUCAUUGUGAAAUAUGUAUAUUAAAUUCAAGGAUAACUUAGGUAUUAGUAAUAAAAUAACUCUAUAACCAUUCUAGCUUAUUUUAAUUUUGAAUAAAAAUACAUUAAAUCCAUUAACAGUGAAAAAAGGUAAGGCGAAAUAAAAAAAAUAUAUAUUCGAAUUCCCGAUCGUGUCAAGAAUACAAUUUAUUUCAAAUUCACAAACGUGACAAAUUUCCACAAUAAUCAAAAGUUUUAACGGGGGAAACAGAUCGAAAAAUACAUUAGUCACUACCCGACUACCGACGAUCAAAGUUCUAAUUACACUAAUUUCAUAAAAUUCAAAUAACUUCAUCUAAAUAUCGGCAGCAUCGUAAAUGCACGGGACGCUACUGCCCUGAACGAGUCGGUGUGCUUUCGAAAUGGCUCUUUUCCAUUUUCGAUCCUUUUCGGAAACACAACACAAAUCGCAGUGCGCGAGAGUCGGGGAAAUAAUAUACAACUGUGAUAAUGUGGCACAUCGCGCGCACUACUGUUUUGCAGCGCCAUCACUUCCGGCCGAUAGACGGGGGUAUGUAAUGCUUUAAUUUUAAAUGUCAAUUUAAAUAUAAUAUCACUUAUGGCUCAGGUAAUUGGGAGAGUCGGGCCGGAGUAGGCGCUGUGACUCGCUCAAGGAAGUAACCGGUGUUACCGAUUAGUAGCGCUUAAAAUAACAAAGCUCAAAUUCGAGAUUGGCAGUUCACCAUUUUAGGGCUUAAAUAA
Molecule: messenger RNA, 2341 nt
Organism: Pieris napi
Lineage: Eukaryota; Metazoa; Arthropoda; Insecta; Lepidoptera; Pieridae
Product: putative serine protease K12H4.7
Exons: 10
Coding region: 123-1556 (477 amino acids)
Biological process (GO): proteolysis
Molecular function (GO): dipeptidyl-peptidase activity; serine-type exopeptidase activity
Source: RefSeq, a predicted model, not a curated record